UGUAACAUAACACAAGUGCCAGCAGUGACCCGUUUCUUCCUUCCACACACAGCCCAGCAGCCGCUACCUGCUCGGGAGGGCGGCCGCUGUCUAUUCUAAGAGAUCGCCCUGCCCGGGUACGCACGGUGCGAACAGCAGCACAAUGAUAUGCGGUACAUGUGAGGAGAGGGACCCGCAGUGGGCAUCGCGCACCUGAGGCACCGGGCGAGGGGGAAUAUUACAGGGCACCUAGCCAGGCACCACAGAGAGGAGAGGGCAGGCUCCAGUCCCUGUGCAGUCACCAGCUGGAGACACUUCACUGUACUGCGCUUCCUUCAUGCAGUAACUUUCUUUCUGUCACUUUCUGAGUACAGGCGGCCACGUCCGCAGCUCUCCCUGCACUCUUGGCUGGGCGCUGCUGCCCCCGGGGUUCCUGCUGCUCUCAUUACUUGUACUGCUCAGAAUAACAUACUUCUCCUGAUUUACCAAAGUCGGAUCCUGCUCCGCUAGCUGUAUCCCUGACUGCUGCUGAGGGCUGACCAUUCCCGGGUCUCUGCUGCCGUCCUUGCUCCCCGGAGUGCAUGGAAGAGACGGAGGACCUGUCCCGGCUCCGCGCCCUCUUUCUGUCCUUUGACGCCAAGCGCUCCGGGCGUCUGGGACGCGGGGACUUCUCCACCCUGUGCGCGGAGCUCCGGGUCAGCCCGUCCGAGGUGGAGAAGAUUUUCCGGCGCCUGGACACGGACCGGGACGGCUCCAUCACCUUUGAGGAUUUUGUCAUGGGUUUCCGAGGAGCUCGGGGUGUUCAGCUGCCAGCAGGAAAAGGCGACCCUUCCGCCAUGGGGGCACAGAGAUCCCCCCGAGUCUCUGAGAGUGAGGAGCCAGAGGAGGAGCAUUCAAGCCCGGCCUGGAAGGACUUUCAGCUCCGCUUGGGAGACGAGACCAACUAUAUUCCAAGGAAAGAACAAGCCAGCAUACUUUACCAGAACAUCACCAUAGUGGAACCACUAUUAAUCCAACAAUAUGAACAUGUUAUCAGAAACUUUGUCCGGGAGAUCAGACUUCAGAGCACAGAAAUGGAAAAUCUGGCUAUUGCAGUGAAAAGAGCACAGGACAAAGCAGCAAUGCAGUUAAGUGAGCUGGAAGAGGAGAUGGAUCAUCGGAUACAGGCUGUGGAGAAAAGAAUAAAGAAAGAGGAGAAGAGAAAGGCAGAGGAAGCUCUCAAUGAUUUGAAGCGUCAACAUGAAUCUGAAGUUGCUGAACUACAGGUUGCAAUAAAAAAGCUAAAAAAGCUGGAAGAACAAUCAAAGAACAUCAACUUAAAGGAAGAUGUGGCUGCUCUAAGAAAACGAUUACAUGAAUUAACAAUGGAAAAUCAGAAACUUAAAAAAGACCUCCUAGAAGCUCAAACCAGCAUCUCCUUCCUUCAGAGUGAACUGGAUGCUCUGAAAAGUGAUUAUGCAGAUCAAAGUAUCAGCUCUGAAAGAGAUAUGGAAAUUAUCAGAGAAUAUACAGACGAACGAGAAAAUUUGGCACAGCAGAUUGAGAUACUUCAAACAGCUAAUAGAAAACUGCAUGACAGUAAUGAUGGACUGCGGAGUGUGCUGGAGAACAGUUUGAUCAAGUAUAACAGAUCACUGCGUGCAAACACUUCACCAGGAAGUACAAUUUCUAGAAACAGUCCGAAACUGAACAGAUGCAAUUCUCCUUAUGAUCGGUCUCCUCGAUCAUCCUUCUUAGACGAGGACUAUGACUCUUUAGCUGUGUGUGAUCCCAUGCAGAGACUGAACUGUGAGGUAGACAGCCUUCCUGAAAGUUGUAUAGACAGUGGUCUAUCUACUUUGAGGGAUUCCAACGAGUAUGAUUCUGAAGUGGAAUACAAGGCACCAAGGAACUUUCAGCGGUCAAGAUUUGCACAUGAGAGUUACGGUGGUGAUGCCUCUGAUACAGAUGUUCCAGAAAUCCGGGAUGAAGAAUCCUACACUGUAGAAUCUGGUGGUUCAUUUCUAGACUGGAAACCAUCACGACCGGUCAGCAGGAGCAGCUCAGGUGCAUCAUCCAGAAAGUGUAUAUCAGCGUUGCCUGCCCAUGUGACAAAUGUAGACACUACUGAUCGGGUAAGCAAGAUUCCUAGCACAGAUAAAGCAUACAAGAUAGUCCUGGCUGGGGAUGCAGCUGUCGGGAAGUCUAGUUUUCUCAUGAGACUUUGUAAAAAUGAGUUUCGAGGCAACACAAGUGCUACUUUGGGAGUGGAUUUUCAGAUGAAGACAUUGGUAGUGGAUGGAGAACCAACGCUAUUACAGCUUUGGGAUACUGCAGGGCAAGAAAGAUUUAGGAGUAUUGCAAAGUCUUAUUUUAGAAGAGCUGACGGAGUUCUACUUCUCUAUGAUGUGACGUGUGAGAAGAGCUUCCUGAAUGUGCGGGAAUGGAUAGACAUGAUUGAGGAUUCGACACAUGACAGUAUACCUAUCAUGAUGGUAGGAAAUAAAGCCGAUCUCCGACAGGUACUGUCAGAUCAAGGUCAUAAAUGUGUACCAACCAGUUAUGGUGAGAAGCUAUCUAUGACAUACAGAGCUUUAUUCUGUGAAACUAGUGCCAAAGAGGGAUCAAAUAUUGUGGAGGCUGUUCUUCAUCUUGCACGGGAAGUGAGAAAGCGGAGUGAUGAUGAGGAUGACAGAGGAUCUGUAACCAAUCUUUCUGGAGCCAUUACCAAAAAGCCAGCACAAAUGAAAAACUGCUGUAACGUCUAACCUUUUCUAAUACAUUCUUUUUGGACAGCAUAAUACAUUGCUAUUUUUCAUAAACUGUGGAAUAAACAUAAUGGGAUUGUACAUAAUAGUUUUGUGUAUUACUGUUGUUCCCCCAUUGCUUUCUCCUGAAAUGUAAAGCUGGCAUCUUUCUCCUGUGUUGUUAUUUAUAUGUAAGUGAGAUUACAUAGGAAUGACUACUGUAUAGCUCAGCCGACCUUUUACUAAAAUGAAUAUGCUGUGCUUCUGUUUAUAUGCUAAAGGUGUUCUCAUGUUUGGAAUGCAUGCAUUCAGUCUGUUUUUACAUUUAUUUACAAAUGUAAUUUAUUGCACCUUCUCUCAGUUUUCUACAAUCGACCAUGGACUCUUAAGCAUUAUGUGAAUGUCUCUUUAUUGUCCUAAAUUACGCUAUU
Molecule: messenger RNA, 3136 nt
Organism: Pseudophryne corroboree (corroboree frog)
Lineage: Eukaryota; Metazoa; Chordata; Amphibia; Anura; Myobatrachidae
Gene: RASEF
Product: RAS and EF-hand domain containing
Exons: 17
Coding region: 561-2726 (721 amino acids)
Biological process (GO): vesicle-mediated transport
Cellular component (GO): cytosol; perinuclear region of cytoplasm
Molecular function (GO): GDP binding; GTP binding; GTPase activity
Source: RefSeq, a predicted model, not a curated record